UUAUAAUUUUACUUCAUCGCCUAAUAGUAAUAAAUAAAAGUACAUUUAUAGUUACGAUGGCUAAAGUUUUCGUCGGACAAAUUAUACACACUAAAUCAUUGAAAGAAUUCGUCUUGUACACUAACGGUUUUGUGGCAGUUGAUAAAAAUGGCAAGAUUGCUGGAGUUGGUGAAAAUUACAACUUAUGGUUUUCUAAUAAACCCGAUUAUCCACCAAACGCUGAAGUAAUAACCCUGAAUAAGGAACAAUUUCUUAUGCCAGGUUUAAUCGAUUGUCAUAUACAUGCGCCACAAGUGGCUCAAAUUGGUCUAGGCCUAGACAUGCCCCUAAUGGAGUGGCUAAAUACUUAUACAUUCCCUUUGGAGGCAAAAUUUACGGAUCAAGACUUUGCUGCUAAAGUUUAUAAAAAAGUUGUAGAAACCACUAUCAAAAGUGGUACAACUUUAGCCUCCUACUUUGGCACCAACAACAAGGAUAGUACAUUAAUUUUAGCCAAAGAGGCAGUGGAACAGGGACAACGUGCCUUAGUGGGAAAAGUAUGUUCCAACUGCAAUAGCCCGGAUUUCUAUGUUGAAGAAACGAUAGAUUCUUUAGAUGCCACCAAGGAAUUUGUUAAUGAUAUGGAUAAAUUGAAUUCGAAUUUGGUGAAACCUACAAUUACACCACGAUUUGCUAUAAGUUGUACAAUGGAGUUAAUGAAAAGUUUGGGUGAUUUAGCAAAAACCCAUAAUUUACAUAUACAAAGUCAUAUUAGUGAAAGUGUGGCGGAAAUUGAUUUUGUAAAAGAACUUUUCACUUGUUCUUAUGCUCAGGUUUAUGAUAAUGCUGGACUUUUAACAAAUAAGACCGUAAUGGCACAUGCUGUCCAUCUGGAAGAGGAGGAAAUGUUGUUAUUUAAAAAAACUGGAACAUCUGUAGCCCAUUGUCCUGCCUCUAAUACAAUGUUAAGUUCGGGAUUUUGUGAUGUUUUACGUUUGAUUAAAAAUGGCAUUAAAGUUGGUCUAGGAACAGAUGUUUCUGGUGGCAAUUCAAUUUCUAUACAAGACGCCAUUUUACGAGCUUUAGAUGUUUCACAUCAUUUGGAAUUUAUUAAAAAACAAGAUAUUAAGGGAUGUGGCAAGUUACCAGCUAAUACGGAUAAUGCUCAAUAUACACCUCUAGAUUAUAAGCAAGCUAUUUAUUUGGCCACACUGGGUGGUGCCGAAGCCUUGGCUCUCGAUGCCGUAUGUGGUAAUUUUGUGAAGGGCAAAGAAUUUGAUGCUUUGAUUGUUGAUACCAGUGUAUAUCCUUUGCAUAACUUUGGUCUUUAUAAUGCUGAAGAUUAUGCUAAAAAAUCCGAUGAAGUUAAACUGUUAGAAAUGGUUCAAAAGUUUAUUUAUGUGGGUGAUGAUCGUAAUAUAGUUAAGGUGUAUGUGGCUGGCAAACAAAUAAAAGCAACUACAUACUAAAUAAUGUAUAAUUUUAUGAUUUUUCUUUACUACUUAAUAAAUAUAUACAUUGACACGAAAA
Molecule: messenger RNA, 1509 nt
Organism: Calliphora vicina (urban bluebottle blowfly)
Lineage: Eukaryota; Metazoa; Arthropoda; Insecta; Diptera; Calliphoridae
Gene: DhpD
Product: guanine deaminase
Exons: 8
Coding region: 57-1448 (463 amino acids)
Biological process (GO): guanine catabolic process
Cellular component (GO): cytosol
Molecular function (GO): zinc ion binding; guanine deaminase activity
Source: RefSeq, a predicted model, not a curated record